AACAUCAAGCACACUUUUUAACUAGCCAUAAUCAAAGUUAACAAUGAAGAUGACACGAAGUACCGGAACCCGCUUUGUCCCAUCUAGUGCUCCGCGGGCUGUUGCCCGCCUACGUGGUUUCCAUCAGAAAAACCCACCAUCCAGCAGCCGCAGUCGCUCCGAGAAGCAUGCGGAGACUCACAG
Molecule: messenger RNA, 183 nt
Organism: Amoebophrya sp. A120
Lineage: Eukaryota; Dinophyceae; Syndiniales; Amoebophryaceae
Source: the annotation of a GenBank genome assembly